GGGGCCUGGGCCUGGGUCUGCGGGCGCCCCGUCUGGCGGGGUUCCGAGGCGGCGUCGGCAUCAGUGCAGGCCCUGCCCCGGGAGCUCAUCCAGUCCCCUUUCACCCGUCUCGUCCCCAGCUCUAGACUCGAGGCCCUGUCCCCUGAACUCUGCCCUCGGAUGUCCGACCGCCCAGAGCCUGCAUGCGCCGUGGGGCGCCCCAGGACCAGGAGCUGGUGGGUCCGGGGGCCCCUGGGCGAGGGUCCCGGGGCGCCCCUCCAGCCUCGGGGCCCGUUGUCCCGGUCCUCGUCUUUCCUCCGGAUCUAGUAUUCAGAGCGGACCAGCGGAGCGGUCCCCGACAGCUGCUGACCCUCUAUAACCCCACGGGAACGGCCCUUCGCUUCCGAGUCCUAUGCACGGCACCUGCCAAAUACACGGUGUUUGACGCGGAAGGAUACGUGAAGCCUCAGUCUUGCAUCGACAUUGUGAUUCGCCACUUGGCCCCGGUUCCCAGCCACUAUGAUGUCCAGGACCGCUUCCGCAUUGAGCUGUCCGAGGAGGGAGCUGAGGGCCGAGUGGUGGGACGCAAGGACAUUACCUCGGUUCUGAGAGCUCCAGCAUGUCCCCUCGAGCUUCAGGGACAGCCCAACCCAACGCCCCAGCCAGGGCCUCCUGCUGGGACAGCACCACCCACGGCCAGACACUUGCGGGAGAGUUCGGUCUCCUCCCAGAGGACCUUGGGCUGGCCGGGAGGAGGGGCUCCGGCUUCUGAUGGGCCUCGUUUCUCAGACCCCCACCAGCCGCUGGCUCCCAGCUCCUUCCUCCUGUUCCUGCUGACGGGGAUCAUCUCUGUGGCCUUCCUGCUGCUCCCGCUUCAGGACGAGCUCGGCAGCCAGCUGCCUCAGGUUCUGCACGUCUCCCUGGGGCAGAAGUUGGUGGCAGCCUACGUCUUGGGACUCCUCACCAUGGUGUUCCUUCGGACCUGAGCGCCCCGUUCAACCCGCGACCUCCCCGCCCUCCCUGGGCCAGGGACUCGAGGCAGCCACUGUGAUGCUCAUACCUUGCCUCUGUUCCUUCUCUCCCCUCCUUCCUGCCCACCCCCGCCUCCCCGGAAAAAAAACGCCCAGGGAUUUGUACUCAUUUUCCAAGUUGAAUAAAAUAAAAAUUUCACA
Messenger RNA from Carlito syrichta (Philippine tarsier), 1151 nucleotides. It is a transcript of the gene MOSPD3, whose product is annotated as motile sperm domain containing 3. The transcript has 5 exons. NCBI's taxonomy places the organism in Eukaryota, Metazoa, Chordata, Mammalia, Primates, Tarsiidae. Gene Ontology annotation, cellular component: cytoplasm. Bases 183 to 965 code for a protein of 260 amino acids. The record is from RefSeq and is a predicted model, not a curated record.